Molecule: messenger RNA, 672 nt
Organism: Manis pentadactyla (Chinese pangolin)
Lineage: Eukaryota; Metazoa; Chordata; Mammalia; Pholidota; Manidae
Product: olfactory receptor 5V1-like
Exons: 1
Coding region: 1-672 (223 amino acids)
Biological process (GO): G protein-coupled receptor signaling pathway
Cellular component (GO): membrane
Molecular function (GO): odorant binding; olfactory receptor activity
Source: RefSeq, a predicted model, not a curated record
AUGUAUUACUUUCUGGCCAGUCUGUCCCUCUUAGACAUAUUCUGCCCUUCAGCUACUAUCCCCAAGAUGCUGGACAACCUCCUGACUGGGAAUCACAGCAUUUCCUUCCUGGGCUGUGCUUUGCAGCUUUAUUUCCUGUUGGCCCUGCCGGAGACUGAGGUCUUCCUUCUCGCUGUCAUGGCUUAUGUGUCACGGUAUGUGGCCAUCUGCUUCCCCCUCCAUUACACCCUCAUCAUGACAAAGGCUCGCUGUGCCCAGCUGGCAGCAGGGUUUCUCGAUUCCCUCCUCCACACAGUGUCCACCUUCUGCCUGUUUUUCUGCAAGUCCAAUCAGGUUAACCAGUACUACUGUGACGACCUCCCACUGGUGGCCCUCUCCGGCUCAUCCACCUACAUGGCAGAAAUGUUUGUUUUAGUGGCAGGAGGUGUCUCGGGAACUGGUGCCUUCCUAACCACCUUCAUCUCUUAUAUUUACAUCAUAUCCACCAUCCUAAGAUCCAGUCGGUGGAAGGGAAGCACAAAGCCUUCUCCACAUGUGCCUCCCACCUCCUGGUGGUCUGUUUGUUUUAUGGCACAGCCAUCUUCACCUACAUUCAUCCCUCUUCAAGUCACCACUCCUCAGACAGGGACAGACUCAUCGCCAUGCUCUACGGGGUUAUCACCCCAAUGCUAA